CCUUUUAAAAUGAAUAACAUAAAGACCACCAAUCAAUGUUUCAUUUCAUAAGUCGUCUUUGCUUCACCUGCUCAGUUUCUUUGUGUGAACAUACAAAGCUUUGAAUUUUCUCUCUUCAUUUGCCAAAUUCAAUCAAUUCUUUGAACUAUGUCAUCUUAAAAUUACCUCAAGAACCCAAAAUAUCAUGGUUUCUCUCAUAAUUUUCCCUCAAAUUUGUGAAGAUCACUAGUGAUUUUCCCAGUCAACUCAACAACCAACCUCCAACCAAACAAAGUUUUGCUAAAUCAUUGCUAUUUUUUCAACUGGGUGUCUCCCAAAUUGAUUAAAGAUUCCAUUUUCCCAACUGGGUCUCUCUCACUUGAUCAAAGUUUCCAUUUUUACAACUGGGUUUUGCUUAAUUUCCAGCUGGGUCUCUCCCAAAUUGAUUAAAGAUUCCAUUUUCACAACUGGGUUUUGCCCAAUUCCCAACUGGGUCUCACUCAAUUUGAUCAAAGUUUCCAUUUUUACAACUGGGUUUUGCUCAAUUUCCAAAAGGGUCUCUCUCAAUUUGAUUAAAAAAUAUAUCUUACUUUCCCAACUGGGUUUUGCUCCAUUUUCCAACUGGGUAUCUCUCAAUUUGAUCAAAGCUUCCAUUUUUACUACUGUGUCUCUCUCAAUUUGAUCAAAGUUUCCAUUUUUACAACUGGGUUUUGCUCAAUUUCACUCUAAAUUUGAUCAAAAAUUCCAUUUUUCCAACUGGGUAUCUCUAAAUUUGACCAAAGAUUUCUUUUUUAUCUCUCAAAUUGAUCAAAGUUUCCCUUUUCCCAACUGGGUUCUGCUCAAUUUCCAACUUAGUCAUUAAAGAAUCCAUUUUCCCCAAAUGGAUCAUCAAAAAGAAGCCUUAAUCAAUGAGCUAACUGAGUUAAUCGACGUCGUUUCUGGUUUACCGGAGUGUCGAUCAGUAUCUAAAAGGAUGUACAGUAAUUUAGUGAGAAGGGUGAAACUUUUAAGCCCUUUAAUUGAAGAUUUAAAAGAUAGUGAUGUUGAAGUUGAAGAUGAUGUUGUUAAUGGACUUGUGUUGUUGAAAUUUGCUCUUAAUUCAGUUUUGGAACUUCUUAAAUCUGUUAAUGAAGGCAGUAAGAUUUUACAGGCUCUGCAGAUCGACAAUAUAUCGUUAAGGUUCCUAAAAGUAACGGAGCAAAUUGAAGAUGCACUAAGCCAAAUUCCUUACCAUAAGCUUGAUAUAUCCGAGGAAGUUCGAGAACAAAUUGAACUUGUGCAUGCUCAAUUUAAAAGAGCAAAAGGAAAGAUGGAGUCACCCGAUGUGCAACUGGUAAUAGAUUUAGCUAUGGCACAAAGGGAACAAGAUCCCGACCCUAUGAUUUUUAAACGGCUGUCCGAGAAGCUUCAGCUCAGGACCAUAAAUGAUCUAAAGAAGGAGUCGCUUGCCAUCCAUGACAUGGUCAUUUCUAGCGGUGGAGAUCCCGAAGAGUGUUUUGAAACAAUUUCAUUCCUCCUUAAAAAGCUAAAGGACUGUGCAAUGACGGAGAAUCCUGAAAUGGAUGCCCAUGAGGGUGAUAAGAGUUUGAUGAAACACAGAUCUCCGGUCAUUCCAGAUGACUUCCGUUGUCCAAUAUCACUUGAGUUGAUGAAAGAUCCUGUUAUUGUAUCUACCGGACAGACCUAUGAAAGGUCUUGCAUCCAAAAAUGGCUGGAUGCAGGACACAAGACCUGCCCUAAGACUCAGCAAACGUUGUUGCAUACGGCAUUAACUCCGAACUACGUUUUGAAGAGCCUGAUUGCCUUGUGGUGUGAGAACAAUGGUGUUGAACUGCCUAAAAACCAAGGAACUUGUAGGAAUAAAAGAUCUGGAGCUGGUGGUUCGGACUGUGAUCGUGCUGCUAUUGAUUCGUUGUUAACAAAACUUGCUAAUGGUAAUCCGGAGCAGCAAAGAGCAGCUGCUGGUGAGCUCCGUUUGCUUGCCAAAAGAAAUGCUGAUAACAGAGUCUGCAUUGCCGAAGCUGGUGCGAUUCCUCUGCUUGUCGAACUGCUAUCGUCAUCAGAUUCUCGUACUCAGGAGCAUGCUGUCACCGCACUCCUUAACCUAUCCAUAAAUGAAGGUAACAAGGGAACUAUUGUAAAUGCUGGUGCGAUACCCGACAUAGUAGAUGUGCUAAGAAAUGGAAGCAUGGAAGCAAGGGAAAACGCAGCUGCUACCCUUUUCAGUUUAUCAGUGGUUGAUGAAAACAAAGUGGCAAUAGGAGCUGCUGGUGCUAUCCCAGCACUUAUUGAUUUGCUCUGUGUGGGAACUCCAAGAGGAAAAAAGGAUGCAGCCACUGCUAUAUUCAACCUCUCGAUCUAUCAAGGAAACAAGGUGCGGGCAGUACGGGCGGGAAUUGUGCCACCACUAAUGAGAUUGCUCAAGGAUCACGGGGGUGGAAUGAUGGAUGAAGCACUUGCUAUAUUGGCAAUACUUGCAAGUCAUCAAGAGGGUAAAGCAGCUAUCGGUCAAUCUGAGCCGAUCCCGAUCUUAGUUGAGGUAAUUAGGACAGGUUCUCCUCGGAACCGAGAAAAUUCUGCAGCUAUUUUGUGGUCUCUAUGUACUGGUGAUGUACAGAACUUAAAGGUAGCUAGGGAUCUCGGAGCAGAAGAGGCACUAAAGGAAUUGUCAGAGAAUGGAACAGAUAGAGCUAAAAGAAAAGCCGGAAGUGUUUUGGAACUUCUCCAACGAGUCGAUGUAGUUGAUUCAUGACACUAUAUAUAUUGAAGUAGAUGUGUGAAUCUUGAAGGAUUAAUUCUGCCUGAGUACUUCAUGGAGGUCAGACAAUCCAGUAAUUAUACGCGCAUGUCUAUGUAUGUACACAAGAAAUGGAACUGGACCACACUUGUGACACGCGGACGGGGAAAGAUCCCUUUAUAAAGUCAACAAUCUUUUUCUCUAUAUGUAUGUUUUCACUUCUUUUUGACAGCUUGGUCCAGGGUUAAAGGGUUGUUUCUUUCAAAACAGUGUUUGUAGCUGUAUAAUGUUAUUGUUUAUACUUUCCACUUAGUGUUUGAUUAUGGAAGCACUGUCACUUUCCACUUUUGAUGAUGAGAAAUGAAGAAAAUCUGUGUUUUUCUUA
Molecule: messenger RNA, 3101 nt
Organism: Lycium ferocissimum
Lineage: Eukaryota; Viridiplantae; Streptophyta; Magnoliopsida; Solanales; Solanaceae
Product: U-box domain-containing protein 14
Exons: 7
Coding region: 860-2731 (623 amino acids)
Biological process (GO): cell surface receptor signaling pathway; protein ubiquitination
Cellular component (GO): cytoplasm; nucleus
Molecular function (GO): protein binding; ubiquitin-protein transferase activity
Source: RefSeq, a predicted model, not a curated record